Messenger RNA from Ogataea philodendri, 1731 nucleotides. RefSeq lists its product as uncharacterized. The record is from RefSeq and is a predicted model, not a curated record. Lineage: Eukaryota; Fungi; Ascomycota; Pichiomycetes; Pichiales; Pichiaceae. The transcript is spliced from 4 exons. The coding region runs from base 1 to 1731 and encodes 576 amino acids.
AUGGACAUACCAGACCUGUGUCCCAUCUGUCUGGACGACUUGCCCGACCAGACCCAGACUAUUGUGCGGGAAACCCGCUCCGCCCAGCACCUCGCCCGCACAGUCCCGUGCCACCACUACUACCACGGCUUUUGCAUCAACGAAUGGGCCAAGAAGGCAAACUCGUGCCCGCAAUGCCGCGCCGCCUUCACCGCCAUCGAGCUCAUCUCCAACCGCGAGGUAUACCAGUCCUCAAACGUCGAACCCAAGAAACAGUCGCCCGAGCCCUUGGACCCCGAGAUCGACAGUCGUGCAUCCUUGCACCACGUGCACCAGCAUUCCCACCUGACGAACCAGCUGUGCUGUUUGUGCGACCGGUCCGGGUCUGGCGGGUUUGCGAUAUGCCAAGACUGUUCGAGCGGCUACCACCUGCGGUGUUUAGGGGUUCUUGAGGGCGCCACGGCGCACGGGCGCCAAAGACAGCUCGGGAUCCGCGCACGUGUGGAGGAGCCCAAUUACGUGGCCCUGGUGGACGAACAACGACGUCGUCAAGCAGUCACCUCUGAGGAUAUUGCGUGGCAGGCUCUGGAUGCCCUGCAAGGCGGGAAACGCACCAGCCACCAAACAGAGGAUGGGGGAGAAGUGGAGAAGUUCAAGCGGCCCAAGCGGGCAGGCCGAAUUGCCUCGUUACAGGGCCCCACCCAGCUUUCCACAGAGGCCCUUGCGCAACACAACAAGCUGCGUGGAGACCCUGUUUCCCCACCGGCGCGCGACGAGGUGCCUUUCCGACUCGGGUUUGUGUCCAAGUCGCUGAUCCAGGCCCUGCUUCUCAAGAACAAGCUGAAAAGGCUGCGACUAUCGACGCAAAAAUACACUGCCGUGAACAAGGCCGUGUCUCGACAGCUGUACUCUCGGAUCUCUGCGCAGACAGACUACAUGGCGUGGCUCAACAAGAUGUCGGAGCUCGUGGAGAGAUACGGCAUUGAGAAACGUAAUUAUGUCGAGUUUCUGGAUACUCUUGACGAUGCGGAUCGACGCGUCGCUCAGACUUUGCGCGACGAGUAUGCGUCGAUGGUGGACAGCAUGCGAGUGGCUCAUCACAACGUCUGUGAUCUGGUUGACGAGUUUCGUGUGUGCGUACUUCCAUUUGCGGGUGGCAAAGUUGAGCACGUAGAAAUUGAACGUCAGUUUGUCACUUUCGCGACCGGGCGGUUCCGACAGCGACUCCAGAAUGGAGCUGGCCACGGUCCAGUGGUCUUUGCCGGACUCUGGGUCUUCGCAUUGGAGCAGCAGUCGCGAAUCCGGCAGUUGGUACUCGCGCAGGCCGCCAAGAACCAUCAAUGUCUCGCCGUCGCACGCAGAAGCAUGGCCGCAGAUCUUGAGCGCCUGGCCGUCCGAAUGCUUCGCGGUGGGGACGUAAUUCCAGGACUCGGACAUCAGGUCGAAACACCACAUGUCGCCGAGGAUCUCGUGUCGGUAGUAGCCGUGCUCCUUGCCGUCAUUGGAGACGAGUUUGAAAUAGACAGUGCUGGAGCCCCCAUACACCACAAGAGUUCUGUCGCGGAUGGCUGGCGACGACGAGAAGAACCCGCGCGGUCUGGGCCACCGGGCGCCAAAACCGUGGCGGAACAGACCGCGGAUCAUCUUCUUGGUGCUUGGUCCAAUAAACUCGCCGUCCGCGGAGUACUCGAAACUGAACCGGUCGUCUAUAAAUUCUGGUCGCCCCAGCAGCGAGCAGAUGAUCUCGGUUGA